AUGGCGGCGCAUGGCACACACCUCCUCCAAUUAGUUCUGUCCAGCCAGAAAAUCACGGCGCAGGUGACGUGCAGCAGCUCAAAGUCGAUCAUAGCCAUGGCCUCAUCGAGCGAGGAAGAGUUCAUCAAAGCUUACAGAGCGAAAUUGAACCGAUUCCCACGGUCGAGCAUCUACUGGGACUCGAAGACCGCAUCACGAAUCGGCGAUAAGAUCGGGACCCGCCUCCAAGAGAAGGGCAUGUCGAGCGUCGUAAUUGAUGUAGGGGAGGAGCUCUCAAGGCCUAUCCACUACCGCAGGCUGCUGGGGCCCUUCUUCGAAUUGAUUGGUGAGAUAGUAUUGUCUGUUUAUACAGUUGCAAUUGAAAUUUUGAGCUGGUGUUUAAUAACUGCUCAAACUCAGAAUGAAGAAUUGAGCAAAUAG
Messenger RNA from Salvia splendens (bonfire salvia), 420 nucleotides. RefSeq lists its product as uncharacterized. Gene Ontology annotation, biological process: translation. Gene Ontology annotation, cellular component: ribosome. The record is from RefSeq and is a predicted model, not a curated record. Bases 1 to 420 code for a protein of 139 amino acids. NCBI's taxonomy places the organism in Eukaryota, Viridiplantae, Streptophyta, Magnoliopsida, Lamiales, Lamiaceae. Gene Ontology annotation, molecular function: 5S rRNA binding; structural constituent of ribosome. The transcript is spliced from 2 exons.